This is a messenger RNA of Archocentrus centrarchus (flier cichlid), 6666 nucleotides long. RefSeq names its product iporin. Gene Ontology annotation, cellular component: cytoplasmic vesicle. NCBI's taxonomy places the organism in Eukaryota, Metazoa, Chordata, Actinopteri, Cichliformes, Cichlidae. The record is from RefSeq and is a predicted model, not a curated record. The transcript has 10 exons. Bases 323 to 4126 code for a protein of 1267 amino acids.
UGUCGGAGCGGUUUCAUAUUACCCAGUGUUUUAUCAAUAGUUGUAAAUUAGCGGAUAAAUCACAGGUUUUACCCGGAGAUAUCAGCUCGUAUAGAUAAAAACGUUAUCUUUAUAAUGCGCCUUUGACCGCUAUGGUGCGUCGAUUAUUAGCGUCCUUUUUUUUUUUUUUUUUUUUUUAAAUAAAAGUGCAUAUUUUUGGACCAAACCGCAGCCCAAAUGAGGCACCUGCGAGGAUGGAGAUCACCUUUAACUGACGACUGUUUUCAAGAUUAAAUUGUAGGAACAUGGAGACCACUUCCAUUGUCCAGGCUUAUCCAGCAGUAUGAUUGGAGCAUCCAGUCUCUCAGGGGACACCUUGAUAGCCUGCCACUUCCCCGUCGUGCAGCUUUCUACUUGGCAACUUCCUGUCCAGGCCCUGUGCACCUCUGCCAAGAGGUCCGGCCGGCUGUGCUCAGCGGGCCUGACUCGGGCCGUGUCCCUCCCAGAGCAAGAGUCGCUCAACCGAGACCAUGCCUUCACUGGUGACCGGAGACAUUUUUCCAGCAGCUACAGCAGUCUCAACGAGGACCGGGCAGAGGAGGAGGGAGCCAGCGACAGCAGCUGGAGGUACGACUCCACCUCUUCACCUGAAGAAACGAGUUCCCAUCAGAAGAAGGAAAACUCUGGGGUUAGAGGCACUCUGCGGUCACACAACUCAUUCCUUCCCUGUACAGAGCUAAAUGAGGAUGAGGAGGAUGAAGACAGUGAUGGAGAUAAUCUGCACAGAUAUCACGAGGACUCAUCGUUUGUGUUGCAUGGAAAUUCCAACUGGCCCCUAAGUAAUGGCGCCCCAAAUUAUACAAUGCCUCAUGGGAACCUGGACAGUGAAUGGGGCAAUGAAGGAACUAUUCUGGUUAGUGAGAGCGAUCAAGAAUGGCUCUCUAACCAGUCUAACCAGAUGGACUCCCUGCCACCUGAAUGCCAGUGCUGUCACAUGAGCAGAUCUGGCAUCGCGAUGAUGGCUUAUUUGGAGCAGGACUCUGACAGACUGCAGGAUAACAUGUCCUGCUGCCUCCACAGCCAACGCAAAUGUUCCCCAGAGCUGCUUUCCAACAGCCACACAGAGUAUGUCAGUGACUCUUCCUGUAACAGUUCUGAUGGCGUCUUGGUUAACUUCUGCACAAUGUAUGACAAAAGCAACAAUCCUGCCACACCUCAUGAUCUCAGCAGUCCUGCAGUUCACCCAUCUGAGUCAUCAGACGGAUCUGUAUUCCUCAACCUCCAACCUGUUCCCCAAAGUCAGACCAAGGAAGUCCACCUUGAUAGCAUGAUGGUUUACUCUCCCCCAAAAGAGGAGGUCGGCAUGAUGCUCUCUGCUUCCCACUGGUCCCCUCAAGGCCUCGACUCUAACUGCAAUCUGUACUCACUAGAGCAGCUACCCCCGGGUCUCUCCUCUCUGGAGGUGUCGGACCUGACUGCUUGUCUUCAAAGCCAGGCCACGCUGGCCAUGGGGACCAACCAGAAGUACUACAAGCUUGUGACUUGUGACCUCUCUUCCCAGUCACCCAGCCCAGCCUGGUCCAGCGCCACCAGCUGCCCCGAGGGUCAGAGCAGAAGCAGCCCCUUCCUUCUCACUCUUGAUCAGAAGAAAGAAGGACAGCACAAUGACAUCAAUAAGGAGAAAGAGAGUCAACAAAAGGAGAAGUGUGCUCGAUUUGAAUGUAGUAAUUUUCAGAUCCAAGAUUACCAGGUUGCCACCACCUCCACUGACAAAACCCUCUGCAGAAAGAAAUAUGCAGAUGGUAUCCAGAACCUCUCACACAAGCCUUGCUCACUGUGCCCCAGCCAGUGUGGCCCACAUAGUAGUAAAUGCCAAGAUGCAAGAGUGGCAACCACACAGCCAUCUGUGACACAGGACCAGGAGCACAACAGUCCUUGUGCAACUGAGAGGGGAGUAAGUCCAGAAGUGGUGCGCUAUAGUAAAGCCCAGAGGCCAACCUCACUGCCUAUCCAGCCCUUCGUUCUGGUUCCUGCAGGAAAACCGCAGCCCCCGGCCCAGCCUCUCAGCUGUCUUCUGGAACAGUAUCUAAAUAAAAAGAGCAGCAAGACUAGUAAUACCCAGCCAGGCUUUAACUUAAAGGGUAAAAGCCAAAGUUUUUCUGAUAUUCACACAUCACCAAUGGAUAACCACUGCUCCAUCUUCCUAGAAGCUCCUUCCACCUCUGAUACCUGCUCCACCUGCACACCAAGCCCAGAGUGCUUCAUCCAGACACAUUCAUGGAGUCAGUUGAGUGAACCCCAAAGCUGCCCCGGUCAAUGCACAUCAAAAAGCAGCCUGGAUUCACAUCAUAUUAGUCAUCCCACAGAGGUUCACGAACAAGAUAAAGCAAGCCCACACUCAGGCAGAACUCAGGGUAACAAUUUCCUCAAUCUUUUCUCCACUCCAAAUCAAUCCAAUCUUGUUAGGAUUCCCACCUACCGGGACUUGAUCAGUCUCACCUCUGAGCAAAGCCAUGUGAGUGGUGAGCCUAAAAGUGCCAAUCAUUCCCUGAACUACACCACCUACCAUUCAAUAUUCUCUCAAACACCACCCACUUUAACCCUAACCACUGACACCCACCACCCAAACCUGCAGGUGUCCCUUUCUCCAUCCGCAACCUCUCUACCGCAGGAAAAGUUCCCACAGUGUGGAGCUGCACCUGCAGCUGACUCUGGCUUUUUUCACACUAGUUUUAAAGCUGCCCUCUGCUCCAUGGCUCCUCUCUCCUCUUUGAGUUCUCUCCUCUCCUUGGCUGCUUCAGGGUUGCAAAUCCAGGACUCUGCUGGACACAGCUUGAAGCCAAAUCAGAGUCAUCACAGUGAGUCUCUAAUCCUGAGUGACAGGCCGCCUACAGAAUUCAACCUCUCACCUGAUGCAUCUUAUGAGUCUAUGUCUAUCAGCCAUCUUCAGAGGAGAGGUUUGCUGAGGUCUGUGAGCAGGGCAGUGGAUUUGAUCAUGGCUCAUUUUGGCAGCAGCAGAGAUCCUGAAGAAAAGAUGCGUCUAGGAAACAGUUCUUGCAGUCCCACAAUCGCUGGUCUGGUCCUGGAACACUUGUGCCCAACGAUCCAGAAUAUUUUAGAGGACGGUCUUAGGGAUCACAAACUGGAUUUUAUAAUUGGUCAGCGCCGCAACCACUCCUGGAGUGUGGUCGAAACUUCUACUAGGAUCGGUCCAUCCACUAAGGUUCUUCACAGUCUAGUCUCCAAAAUCAGACGCUGUACCCAGCUCACCAGCCACUGCAUGAAACUGAGAGCUUUCAUCAUGGGCUUGCUUAACUUGAGAGCUUUGGAGUUCUGGCUCAGUCACCUUCAGAGCCAAAAAGAUGUUGUGACAGCCUACUACCAUUCAUGGGGCUUCCUGUCCAUGUCCCUGGGUCGGUGUCAGCCAUUGUUUCAGGAGCUGCUGCUUCUCCUGCAGCCACUCUCUGUUUUGCCCUUUGACCUCAACUUGCUUCUGGAGCCCCGACUGUUACGUCACAGACAGCUGUGUUCAGAAGAGCAGGCUCUCUCGCCACCUCAACCGUGCUCAGCGCUUUUAGUAACCAGCUGGCCAAGACUGCAAGCCGACAAGAAGGAAGACAGCAGCUACUGCAGUCAGGUUUCACACCAGAUUGAUUUGCACCACCAAGAGUCUCUCAGCUCUCAGAAUUCAAAUUGUUACAAGCAACAACGUGGUUGUAUGCAGACCAACAGGAGUCCAGUGUUGGCCCCUAUUCCUGAGUGGUGUCCUAAGGAGACUGACCCUGUGGAUGAUGUGGUUGGACUGGAGGACCGUAGUCAAAAUCAUGCAGAUACUUGGUCUCAAAUAAGCAUGGAAAGCAAGACAGAAGAAACAAGAGUGGAAAAAGACUGUGGCACUCCAAAUCCAUCAACUAUCACGCAGGCAGAAAGUCCUUGUCAGGGGGGGCUGCGCUGGGCCAAACUGUUUGGAGCGACUGAUGCUUCUGCCAGACCGGGAGCAAUUUCACAGAGUCACAUGGGAGCACAAACCAGAAAGCACAGACGACCAUCACAGUGGCUACAUUUGGACAGAUCACAGCUCGGACUGUUGGCUCAAUCCAUCAGGUCCAUGAAGUUGGGAGGCGCUCAAAGAGACAAGGACUGCUGAAAACUAAACCCUCUGCAGGGGGAAUCAUUAUCAUCAGCGUGUCAGCUUAUCACCACGUCAUUCCAUUAAAACUGAAAUUAGCUCUGUGAACAGGUGUGCCUGUAGCAUCACAAAGUGUAGCAAAAAUUAUUCUCGAUUGAGUGGGAGAUCUUCACAUCAGACUCAUAAUUUGUCAUUGUAUAAAUUAGUUACGGAUAUAUGCAGAAAUAAGGUAGUUAUUAGUAUUCAUGUUCAUGGAGUUAUGAAUGAGAGGAAAAGACCCAGUAACAGCAGUAGCAAUAACAGCUCUCCAUCUAGUUAUUUAAUUUGAUGCCACCUUUUAAAAUUGGAGUUGUAUAUGCACUCACUUCAUAAGCUACACCUGUUUGGCUGCUUUUUGAUGCAAAUUUAAUCACGUGACACCAACUUAAUGCAUUUAGACAUGGUCAAGACAACCUGCUGAAGAUCAAACCGAGGAUCAGAAUGGAGAAGAAAGGUGAAUUAAGUGACUUUGAAGGUGGCGUCUUGGUACCAGACAGGCUGCUCUGAGUAUUAGAAACUGCUGAUCUCCUGGGAUUUUCUCAGAGAAAUUAAAUGGUGAAAUUGCCUUGUUGAGGUCAGAGGAGCAUGGCUGUACUGCUUCAAGCUGACAGGAAGGCAACAGUAACUCAAAUAAACAUUUGCUACAACCAAGAAGAGCAUCUCUGAAUGCACAACGCAUCAAACCUUGAAGCUGUUGGGGUACAGCAGUAGAAGACCACUCCUGUCAGCUAAGAACAGGACAUUGAGGCUGCAGUUCACACGGGCUCACCAAAUUUGGACAACAGAAGACUGGAAAAAUGUUGCUUGCUCUGAUGAGUCUCAAUUUCUGCUGUGACAUUCAGAUGGUAGGGUCAGAAUUUGUCAUAAACAGCAUGAAAGCAUGGAUCCAUCCUGCCUUGUAUCAACAGUUCAAGGCAUUACGGCGGUGUGAUUGUGUUGGGGAUAUCUUCUUGGCACAUUUUGGGCCCCUUAGUACCAACUGAGCAUCAUUUAAAUGCCACAGCUGACCUGAGUAUUGCUGCUGACUAUGUCCAUCCCUUUAUGAUUCACAUCAUGGAUGUGAAAAAUCAGCAUCUGUGAUGUUGUCGUGUCAAUGCGAACCAAAAUCUCUGAGCCAUACAGAAUGAAGGCGGUUCUGAAAUCAAAAGGGGGUCCAACCCAGUAAUGGCAACAACACUUUUCAGAACAUCUGGCACAGACUGGGAACACUGUGUAAGGUUAAAAAAAAAAAAAAAAGGCUUUGUGAAACAGGAUUGGAUAAUAAACAGAGAGGCCUCUUUCUAUAGUAAAGAUGGUAAUGGUGAUCUCUGGGCCUUUGAGGGGCAGUGUGCAGCCUCAUUCAAGGAAGAUCGAACUUAUUUCAACAAGACAGUGUCUGACCACAUCCUACACUGUAGUAGAAGCUGGAAGAGUUCUGUAAAUAUAUAGCAUAUGACAACGGAUGCCCCAAGCAGUCAAGCAGCUGAAAUCCUAUAUCAAACAAGCAUGAAGAAACUGCUCUGUUCCCAAAUGUUUGGGAAUGUUAAAAGAAGACGUGAUGUAACAGAGAGGGAAACAAAUCCCUGUGUUAUCUUAAGAGAAAAAAAAAACCCACUGGCAUCAAAUCCCAUCUGAGCAUAUAUGUUUAAAAAAAUAUAUCGCUGCAGCAUUUCAACAUCUGAAAUCAUCUGAAACAUCUGAUGGUCUUUGUGCCAAAUACAGCUUUUAAAUGAUUUGCAUAUUAUUGCAUUCAUUUUUUUUGUUUACAUUUUACACCAUUUUUUUUUUUUAGGAAGAGUUGUCUAACCCAAAGUGUUUUCCAGGAAAUGGUUUGAUGAGUAAGCGCCAGUGUGUUAUGGACUAACCAUGAUAAGGUGAUAAUGAUACUCGCCACAUGUCAACCAUAAGAUGUGAAUAUUAAUUCUCCUGUAGAUUGUUGGAUAUUCUCGUGGUCCAAAACUUUCCAUUUCUCAUGGUUACCUUCUGUCUCUGCAUAGCUUUGUCAUUUUAUUAAUGGGGAAAAAAAAUAUCGGUGCCAAAUAAGCCACACACACCAGCCUCCUGUACUUACUGUCAGUGAUGGUUUUAUUCCUGGUAACUAGCCUUUUUUUUUCCCAGCACAUUCACAGCAUGGAUUUACUGUAGAUACAUGUCGAGUCAAAAAACGUACAGAAGGUGGUCCCGUCUUGAUUGGAUCUCUCAGCUUCCUUUAGCUGUUUUUCUCCCCUUUGAUGUUUUUAUAGGUGCAGAGUUUGUUUUGGAGAUUUUCUGGCAUGGAAAUUUUAAAUGUGUAGAGUUGUUUGGUUAAUACUGCAGCAUGUCUUCAGGUCUUCCAGUGAAGUUAAACACAUAAGCCACCUUGUGGACAUUUCAGGUAUUUAACUGUGUGUCAGGAAUACUUUGAUUGACUGGUAGUGAGAUAUGAUGGAAGAAAAUGGGGGGGUGGGGGUCUUUUAUUAAAUAACACGAGGUCUGGUAUGUUUUCCCUCCUUUCUUUAUUUUCUCUCUUCCUCUGAAUGCUUCCUCCAAUGCCCAGUGAC